AUGGGCGGGAACCACUCCCACAGGCCCCCGGUGUUUGACGAGAAUGAAGAAGUCAAUUUUGACCACUUUCAGAUUCUGCGCGCCAUUGGCAAAGGCAGCUUUGGGAAGGUGUGCAUCGUGCAGAAGCGGGACACGAAGAAGAUGUACGCCAUGAAGUACAUGAACAAGCAGCAGUGCAUCGAGCGGGACGAGGUCCGCAACGUCUUCCGGGAGCUGCAGAUCCUGCAGGGCCUCGAGCACCCUUUCCUGGUCAACCUGUGGUACUCCUUCCAGGAUGAGGAGGACAUGUUCAUGGUGGUGGACCUGCUGCUGGGGGGCGACCUGCGCUACCACCUGCAGCAGAGCGUCCGUUUCACAGAGGUGACGGUCAAGCUGUACAUCUGCGAGCUGGCCCUGGCCCUGGAGUACCUGCAGCGCUACCACAUUAUCCACAGGGACAUCAAGCCAGACAACAUCCUGCUGGACGAGCGUGCCCCGGAGGUGUUCCAGGUGUAUGUGGACGGAGGCCCUGGGUACUCGUACCCCGUCGACUGGUGGUCCCUGGGUGUCACAGCCUACGAGCUGCUGCGGGGCUGGCGGCCCUUUGAGAUCCACUCGGCCACGCCCAUCGACGAGAUUCUGCAUAUGUUCAAGGUGGAACGUGUCCACUACUCGUCCACGUGGUGCAAGGGGAUGGUGGCCCUGCUGAAGAAGCUCCUGAGCAGGGACCCCGAGAGCCGCCUCUCCAGCCUCAGUGCCAUCCAGAGCGCCCCCUACCUGGCCGACGUGAACUGGGACGCCGCGUUCGAGAAGGCGCUGAUGCCCGGCUUUGUGCCCAACAAAGGGAGGCUGAACUGCGACCCCACGUUUGAACUUGAGGAAAUGAUCCUGGAGUCGAAGCCGCUCCACAAGAAGAAGAAGAGGCUGGCCAAGCACAGGUCCAAAGACGGCACGAAGGACGGCUGUCCCCUGAAUGGGCACCUGCAGCAGUGCUUGGAGACGGUGCGGAAGGAAUUCAUCAUAUUCAACAGAGAGAAGCGCAGGAGGCAGCAAGGGCAGGGCGGCCAGCUCCUGGACACAGAAGGCCGGACGGGCAGCCAGGCCCAGGGCAAGCUCCCAGACGCCUGCAACAACCACAUCCUGGCUCACGCCUGUCCCCGCAGCUGCAGCAGCUGA
Molecule: messenger RNA, 1155 nt
Organism: Lepus europaeus (European hare)
Lineage: Eukaryota; Metazoa; Chordata; Mammalia; Lagomorpha; Leporidae
Gene: STK32B
Product: serine/threonine kinase 32B
Exons: 11
Coding region: 1-1155 (384 amino acids)
Biological process (GO): protein phosphorylation; G protein-coupled receptor signaling pathway; regulation of signal transduction
Molecular function (GO): ATP binding; G protein-coupled receptor binding; G protein-coupled receptor kinase activity
Source: RefSeq, a predicted model, not a curated record